This is a messenger RNA of Herpailurus yagouaroundi (jaguarundi), 2089 nucleotides long. It is a transcript of the gene FAM174B, whose product is annotated as family with sequence similarity 174 member B. The transcript is spliced from 3 exons. The record is from RefSeq and is a predicted model, not a curated record. The annotation marks the transcript as partial. NCBI's taxonomy places the organism in Eukaryota, Metazoa, Chordata, Mammalia, Carnivora, Felidae.
GCGGCGGCGGCGGCGGCGGGCGGCGGCGGCGGCGGCAGCUCCAACAGCAGCGGCGACGCCCUGGUGACCCGCAUCUCCAGCCUGCUCCGCGACCUGCCCACCCUGAAGGCGGCCGUGAUAGUGGCGUGCGCCUUCACCGCGCUGCUCAUCGCCUGCCUGCUGCUGCGCGUCUUCAGGUCGGGAAAGAGGUUGAAGAAGACCCGCAAGUAUGACAUCAUCACUACUCCAGCCGAGCGAGUGGAAAUGGCCCCGCUGAACGAAGAAGAUGAUGAGGAUGAGGACUCCACGGUAUUUGACAUCAAAUACAGGUAAAAUCUAUAUCCAGCAUGUUGGCAUCCUGUGGAACGUUGGUCAGCUGCAGCCUGGGAUGUGAAGGAUCUGGAAGCUGUCUUGUCUGAGAUGUUGAAACCAAAACAAACACUAUGAAACUCUGGCACAGUUGUGUGUGUCGCACAUCAGCUCAGAAUAUCACUGCAGGAGAGUCGCCUCUACUACCCUCUGGAUGCCCCUUUAAAAUGUCACCCUGUCUUCCUCAAGAAGGUUUUUGCCUUGCUACGGGGCAAGGGAUAGAAACAUUUUGACUUAAAAAAAGUAACUUUAAGGCAACUGUUCACAAAAGUAAAGAGAUCAGAAGUUAACAGGAACCUAAAAAAAAAAAAAAAAAAAAAAAAAAGCCUAGAGGAUAUUCAGCUUCUAACUUCUGAUAUUCUGCUCUCCUGGAUCUACGACAUUCUAGACGUCUGACCCUUCAGUGGUCUUUUGGGCUUGGCCAAGUUCUGGCCUUUGGUGACAGCUAUGUGAAAGUUCAAAGUUGAAAUGUUUAGAGCCAGCCAGCCCUAGCAGAAAUAUACUGGUGUUUGUGGCUCCUUUCCUCUCCUUUUUCAAAAAAAGGGUCCAGCAGAAUUAGACAUAGCUAGUUCACAAAGAAUUUUGUGUAUCAGGGAAAAACCUAUAUGUAUGUGUGUGUAUGCGUACAUGUGUGUGCACACGCGUGUGCACAUGUGAAAUAACUUCUCCCUUUCUGGGAGGAAAAGACAGCACGAGGCAGCCUUUGGUUAGUAACAUCCUCCGUGUGUUUCUCUGCCCUGUUCUACGCUGUUGGGGCUUGGAAAUGUAAUUUUAGAAAAUCACCGUGGUGAUUCAGAGGGAUGGGGAUUUGGUUGCCUGAAAAAGGCACAGUGUCGGGGACCACGUUUGAAGUUGUUCUAGGCCAGGCUGGACCGGACACCCACCGGGACCCAGGAGGUGACAGCAGGAAGGCCCCUCCUGAAGGUGUGGAUCAGGGGUUUUGGGGGGGGCUGGCUCGUUUCAGAGCUGUGUGCCCAGACAUGUGCUGGCUUCCGGAAACAGGGCCUUGGGCUGACCUCUCCGGUGGAUGGAGACCUCCCGUCUUGCUCUUUUCCCGAGGUUGAGAUUAGCCGCUUGAGCAGUGCCUUUGGGGCUCUGGGAUUCUGUUCUCUCUGGAGAGGGGUUUUGCGUUUUCUAUCCCCUCUCUUCUGGCAUUCUGCAGGGUUCGUGCACUUGGCCUGCUUAUGGCCUGCACCACCGCUGUGGGUGAAAACUCUGUAGCCGUUUCUGACUCGCCUGUUCUCAGGUUAUUCAGUUUCCGGAGAAGGGCUGUCAGUGCUGCCGGGUCCAAGGGUUCCCCAGGCCCUGGCUGUCGGGACGGUGCGAUGGCCUCUGCAGGAGAGAGGGGGGUGUCUGGGGAGCCUGCUGGGGCAAGGGCGUGGUGCAGAGCCUGCCUGUACAACCAGCUGUGCCUCUGUUCCCUCUUUCGCACGUCCUUUGUUGACUUUCCUCCUGCUCUUCUCCGCCCUGUUUGUCCCUGGGGCGGGCCUGCUUUACCUCUCCCCCCGCAGGGUACUCGAGGGCCAGAGCGGUGACUCAGUGGGACCGGCGCCUAGCAGCUGUGUGCCCUCUGAACCUUGGGACUGGAACCCUGUGCGGGGAAGCCGGAUCCUUCCGCCUUACACAGAAACCCUCGCGCCGCCUUCCGGGUGCCUUUCACCGGGCCUGGCAGGCGUGGCCGCCAGGAAUGACCUUCCAAAUUCCAGAGCUGCAGCGCUGCAGGCUCUUAAAUAAAAAGAAA